GCCUCUUUGAUAUAUAUUACCUGGGUAAUGUCUUUAGCAUCCAAUGUUGCAGAUGACUAUGAGGGCUGCAUGGUGUCACAUGACCAGUUCACAGCUGAGGGAUGCCGAGGAAGGCUUGCCCGUUGCUAACCAGUUAGCUCCCUUAGCUGUGUCUAGCAAUGCUGGCAGAAAUAGCCGUUUCUUUUUAAACUUUCACACCAAAUUGCCACAGAGCCAUACAUCAUAAGUCAUGGGGAGGAUACAGCACGUAUGGACGUCUUUCAUAUAUACUCGUAUCGCUAUCUUUCGCAUAGAUGUCAAUGUCAAUUUGUAACUAAGGCUGUACAGUUAGCUCAGUUAGCUUGUGGCUGGCCAACGUUGGGCCAAGGCCAAGCGAAAAAAAACAGGCCUGCGGCUUCCAUUAGGGCUUUUGUUCUGUCAGUGGAGAGUACAACAAGAGAAUAGGAUUAGAGGUUCCGGUGCUGUUCAGAUCUUCUUCUGAAGUCACUUCCACCAUCAUAUUUGUCAGUGUCAACCUUAGAUGAGCCAUGUCUUCAUCGGGGUGUUGCCAACUACCUGGCUCCCUUUGUGAUUACUCUGGCAACGCUGAAACUGAUGCCUCAAAGGAUUCAGAGGAGUCUGAUUCCGCCACGCAGGCCCAGUAUGUUGCCAAGGUUACGGCUAAAGAUGGUCGCCCACUCUCCACUGUUGUCAAAGCUGUGAGCUUGCAAAGCGAUGUGGGUAUGUGUCGGAUUUGUCAUGAAGGAGCUGGUGGAGAAACGCUGCUCUCACCCUGCGACUGCACUGGCACACUGGGCAAGGUGCACAAAAGCUGCUUGGAGAAAUGGCUUUCAUCCUCUAAUACCAGCUACUGUGAACUUUGUCACACAGAGUUCACCAUUGAACGGCGACCACAACCACUCACACAGUGGCUGAAGGAUCCCGGGCCACGCAGUGAGAAACGCACAUUGCUGUGCGACAUGGCUUGCUUCCUUCUCAUUACACCCCUGGCAGCCAUUUCUGGGUGGCUAUGUCUGAGGGGAGCCCAGGACCACUUGCAGCUGAAGAGCAGACUUGAGGCUGUAGGCCUCAUUGCCCUCACCAUUGCCCUCUUCACCAUCUACAUCCUGUGGACACUGGUAUCAUUUCGGUAUCACUGCCAGCUGUACUCGGAGUGGAGGCGGACCAAUCAGAAGGUGCGCCUCCUCAUGCCGGACAUGAAAGGGGCGCACACCACCCAGCGUUCAGUGCCGACCAAGUCGACCAAGAAAAUGACUGAUGAGACCAUCGUAUGAGUGCCAGAGCGGUGGAAAGAGGGAUAUGAUAAAAGGAAGCUCACUCAGGCACUCUCUAAAAUCAAAAUUAAUCAUAAUAAUGAACCUUUGCACUUCCUAUGGACCAUUCUGAGGGGGAAGAGCUGCUUUCUCCUUAUGUUUAUUGAAGCACUUGAUGAAAACUACCACGUAUUGGCCAACCACACAAGUGGUUUUGGGAAGAACUCAUUCCAGAGUCACUGUUGAUGAACACUAAGUUGCCCCCAGGAGCCAGCCCUGGGAACUGACUAAGUGGAAAUAUGAGUAAUGGACUAAUCAGCCUGACUUUUUGUCAGUGAUACAAACUUAUGAGAUACUAAGACACAAGCUAAUGUAGCAGGAUAUAACUGAUUCAGCAUGCUACUACAGUAUAAUAUGAAACAUAUUCACUACCUAUAAUUCCCCCAUGCCCCUUCACAAUGUAUUUAACUGGUUUUGAACAAUGGGAACUAAUAACCCUGCUGAAGAUGGUAAUCUUAAAAAAAAAAACACGAUUGACAAGGUCUAGCUGUGAAUACUAUUUUUUUCUCUGUUUGACUAGUAGUGGGUGGAAGUCACCCUUACCGGUGUCUUUGUCUAUAAGCUGAACUCUAAUUUUCCAGGUUAGGCAUUUAUGUUGUUGUUGGAGUAGUGAAAAUGAAAUUCUCUUCCUAUGAAGGCAGCAGCAGAAGCAUUGUCUAUUAAUCACACUUUUCAGGAGGGGGGCAGUGACACUUGUAGCAUAUUGGAUAACCCUCCAGCUGGAGAGCAGCAGUGUAGUGAUGUGUAAGGAAAGUAAAGUGUUUAUGUUCUAAUUGGAUGAUUUAUCUUCUAUUAUCAUCUGAGUCCAUUGACAAACAGCCCUGCUCCACUUGUAAAUGCACCAUCCAUUAACUGAGCUGCCUAGCGAUAACCAAUAGUAAUGUCCUAACAUCCCAACGCGCUUUGAAAUGGAGGAGAAACUGUUUGAGAGAUGAUUUUACCCAUAUAAAUCCCAGGUAAUCAGAGCAGGCUGAUGCUUGGGAAAAGUGCAAAAAGAGAAAUAUCUUUUUGAGAUAUUGAUCGGUGUAUGCAAUGUAUGCUAAACAAAGUAUUCUGCGUCAUUGCAGUCCUGCUUCAUCCCCUUGAAAGUUGGUUUAUGGUGCAAUAAAACAUGAGGGACUCCUGGACUUUGGGUGGACUGUGGUUAUUUUAGCUGUUGAGGCUUGUGAAAUGUAUCCCAUGAUCAUAAUGAUUUUACAAGAUUUUACUAUUUUAUUUUCUUCAUUGGUUUUGUGGUGAUGGAACCACCAUUUAUAUAGGAAUUAUGAAAACAGCCCAAGCCAGUGAUCCAUAGACCCGCAGCACCCCCUCCAGUUCUUACAGAGGAAACUGAGAUGUACCCUGGCAAAUCUAGGGUUUGCCCCAAGGCCAAAAUCUUGGGUUUGCCCCAAGGCCACUGACCAGCAGGACAUGUCUGAGAUAACUUACCCAGAUGGCAUUAAUACCUCUCUACAAGAACUCUACAAGACAUCUGGAAGGUGAGUUAACUAUAAAUUUGGCUAAGAAUGAAAAUAAAUAUUAAGAAUCUUUCUCGCACAGCUAACCUCUGUGGGGUUCAAAGCGCCUAACAUUAUCAUGUACAAACUUACCAGCAGAUCAGCCUUAAUUUUACUCUGCAACCACAGGUUUUGUACAGGCAUUAUCAGAAGUUUUUAUUUAAAGUUUGCCAUUUGGGUGGAUAUUUGAACUAUUUAAGAGAGAAACAUGGGUCUCAGUCACUCUUGCUGACUAUACCCUG
Messenger RNA from Menidia menidia (Atlantic silverside), 3051 nucleotides. Lineage: Eukaryota; Metazoa; Chordata; Actinopteri; Atheriniformes; Atherinopsidae. The record is from the annotation of a GenBank genome assembly.